This is a messenger RNA of Myxozyma melibiosi, 2614 nucleotides long. Its product is annotated as fork head domain-containing protein. NCBI's taxonomy places the organism in Eukaryota, Fungi, Ascomycota, Lipomycetes, Lipomycetales, Lipomycetaceae. Gene Ontology annotation, molecular function: DNA-binding transcription factor activity; sequence-specific DNA binding; protein binding. The transcript has 2 exons. Gene Ontology annotation, cellular component: nucleus. Gene Ontology annotation, biological process: regulation of ribosomal protein gene transcription by RNA polymerase II. The coding region runs from base 133 to 2526 and encodes 797 amino acids. The record is from RefSeq and is a predicted model, not a curated record.
CAUCUCGCUCUAUCAACAUCUCAGAUACUCCCAAGCACCACCCAUCCACCCUCCACCCGACUAUGUCGCUUGCCGGAAACUGAACUACUCCUGCGCUCACCGGACCCGGCUCUUCAUCGAUCACAAGCUCUAAUGUUUGCACUGCCGAACGCAGACCGUGCUCAGCCGGCAAUGCAGACGCUCACCCCACUGAAUGAUGUGGAGAUGCCGGACACGGACGUCCAUCACGAACAAGAGGACACCGCACAAAUGCCUGCCCCCAAACACGAGCUCGACAACAGCAGUACCCAGCAGCCUCCUGACCUUCAGCAGAUGACUCUGCGGCCACCAAUGUCUGCCAGCGCAGACUCUGACCAGCAGUCGCGUAUCUCCGCCUACGCUCGCCUAGAUUUCGCGUCGUUCACGUUCUACGUGCAAACUCUGCAAGUGAUUAUGGGCAGACGUGUGGAAUCUGCGGGCUUCGGCGACGGUUCAACUCCAGGUCGCUCUAGAUCGCGUACGCCGAUGAAAAUGGACCCCAACACGCCCGGAGCGGGCGCAAGCCAAGUCGGCACAAGCAACUCAGGCGCGGGCGCUGGAGCUGUGGCUGCUGUCGCCGGAAAUGGCGGGGGGAGCGGCAGCAUAGACGUACAUCUGGGAACUGCAAAGGCGAUUUCAAGAAAACACGCAAAGAUAUUCUACAACUUUGCCAACCAGCGAUUUGAGUUCUCUGUCUUGGGACGCAACGGCGCGUUCGUCGACGACGUGUUUGUCGAGAAAGGCGCAACCGUUCCUUUGAAUCACGGCUCGAGGAUACAGAUCGGACAGGUCGGCUUCUCGUUUCUUUUGCCGUCUGGGGGCAACCCGGAAUCCGGUGCUACAACUCCGACGCACGCCAUUAAGCCGGCUGACGCCAUAUCUCUGCGCGACGAGAAAUCUAUGCUUCCGCUAGCUGAAAGUAUAGCAAUCAGUACUUUAGAAGGAGAAGAACGAAAAGCGUCUGCUUUCGCAGAGGCGCACGACGCGCACAGUUCUGCGGAAAUUCCUCUACCAUCCGGACAGAUUUCUGAAGGCGGACUGAACGAUGCCGAACUGCGCAUGGUCGAGGCACUCACGAGUGCUACUAACGUAGCUGGCGGCUUUGGAGAUCUUGUGUCUGCCAGCUCGCCCGGAAAUAGCACCAUUCUAGCUGAUGAGGCUGCUACACCGCAAAACAAAGCAAUGCAAGCCAAGGCGAAGGCAGCAGCACGCAAGGAGAAACGACACCCUUCACCUAUUUCGCCGUCGCAAAUACCCCCAGAGUAUCGCGAGAAGCCGUCCAACUCUUACUCAAGUCUAAUCGAGAUCGCUCUACGAACCUAUGCCACCGAGCGUGGAAUGUCACUAUCAGAAAUCUACACAGCCAUUCAAAGCAUUUUUCCGUACUACCAAUACGCUCCUUAUGGAUGGCAGAAUUCUGUGCGACACAAUCUUUCGCUGAACAAGUCAUUUAUAAAGAUCGCUAAAGAGGGGAAAGGCUGGCUAUGGGGACUAGAUGAGGAGCUUUGCCGAGAAAAGGAGGCAAAGAGAAACAGGCCGUUAGUGAAAGAACGCAAAGAACAAGAACGACGAGAGAGAAAAGAGCGCGAAAAGAAGGAGAAGGAGGAACGAGAGCGGAAGGCGAAAGAGGAGAAGGAAGCAUUGGAGCGCGAACGGAAAGAGCAUGAGAGAUUGGAAAAAGAGAGGAAAGAAAGGGAGCUUGCAGAGAAGAAGAAGGCUCUUGCUGCGAUUGCUCAAGCAGCUGCGGCAAAGACAGCUGCGUCGGUAGCAAAGGGCGGAAUGGUCCCGGCUCUUCCACGAGCGUUGGCUCCGGGAGGCAAACCGAAAACAAAUCCUCUCGGCGUGCCUCCAUCAAUUCAAAAGUCCCAGCCCACAAAGGCGCCUAUCAACAAAGACACUCUCAAAGCCUUACAGCUUCUCCAGCAAACUAUCACCGCCCAGCUCUCUGCUGGAGGAUCAAAGGCUCCGAAUACAACCACCGCGGGAGCGCCAGCGCAAACUACUCCCGCUGUCGCAGCGACUCCCUCUCUCGAAUCGAAAGCGGACGUCGGACUGCAGCAGAUAGAGCGGCGGCCAAGCGACGACAACCGUCCACAACCCCAUGCCACGACUGCCUCUCCACAGCCACCAAGCUCUCUGCCAUCUAAUAACGCUGCGGCACUAGUCGCGGCACUAGCUGCUGCGCAGAAGAAGUCCGGGCAACAAGCAGCAGCAGCAGCAGCAGCAGCAGCAGCAGCAGCAGCAGCAGCAGCGGCGGCGUCCAAGCCAGCUACUGCACCUGCUCAGCAGCCCACUCGGCCUGGAGUUCCUCCAGCCAAAACACCACAGCAGAACGCUAAGGCUGCUGCUAUAGCUAAAGCGCUGAUGAUGACUUUGGCUCAGUCAAUGAACAAGACAAGAAAGCCAAGCACUGGUGCUCCCGAAGCGGGAAGUAAUGGCGGAUCGGGUACUCCAAGUAACCCCGGUACGCCUGUCGGGGUUCCUUCGUCAUCUGGUACUGACAAAUAAUGGCUCUGAGAGGAACAAGGGCGUUUAAAGUUGUAUGUGUAUUAUUAAUUUUGUUUUUCGGGAAGGCGUUAUCUUUGGAUGCUGGAAU